Molecule: messenger RNA, 1494 nt
Organism: Emiliania huxleyi CCMP1516
Lineage: Eukaryota; Haptophyta; Isochrysidales; Noelaerhabdaceae
Exons: 3
Coding region: 1-1494 (497 amino acids)
Source: RefSeq, a predicted model, not a curated record
AUGUCCUUCGCGCCACCCGGUCCUCCGGGGUACUACACUUUCCGCCCGGGUCCCAGGGCGCAGCUCGCCACGUGGACGGACGAUGAGCCGCCGGCCGACGCGCCUGAGCCACCGCGCUGGUGGGGCCACAAUGAGGACCUGUACAACAGGCCGAGACGGACGAGAGAGACGGUGCGCACGCCCGACUGGGAUCUCAGCGAUCGGGCGGCGCCGCUCGGACGGCGCCACAGGCCGGUGGCACUCGGCGCGUGGCAGCCCGCCGGCGAGUGGCAAAGGCAGACCACCGCCAAGCACCGCGCCGACCCGUGGGCGGCGCCAGUCGUCGGCACGCGGCGCGGCACACAGUCGUGGGCGCCGGCGCCGAAGAAGCCGCCCGCGAAGCAAGCUGGCGCCGGCCGACGGGUGCGGCCGUACGUGGCGUGGGCUGAGGCGAAGGAGGCAGCCCUCGCCGCCGAGGAGCGAGCGCUCGAGGCCUCGAAGCGCCGCUCCGAGGUGCUGCGCAAGGCGAUGCACGAGAAGCGGCGGGCGGAGAGGGAGGCUGCGCACCGCGCGCUCCUCGAGCAGCAGGCGCACGUCUGGCGCGAGAACCUCGCCCUCGCCCGGCAGAACCGCGCCAACCUCCUCCACUGCUCGUGCGAUCGGUCGACGCUCAGCCCGUCUGCACAGCACGGCGACGGGGGUGGCGCCAAUGGCGGCGGCGAGGGCGGCGAGGGCGGCGCGAAGGGCGGCGCGGGGGAGGCGGCCCACGCGAUCCUCGGCCCGGAGCCAGCGAGCCUCGUACCGGCCUCGCUCGACUUUGGCGAGCUCCCCUCCCCGCCCUUGCGACCCCGCUCGCCGCCGCCGCCGCCGCCGCCAGAAGGCGGCGGCCAGACGGGCGAGGGCGCCGUCGUGCGGUGCGCCGCCACCCGGCACGCCGCGCCGCCGCCGCCCGCUGCUCCGCGCAGCGCCGCUUGGACGGUGCCUCCGCCCGCCUCGGGCGAGGGCGGGCCGCCGCGGAGGCAGAGGCAGCAGAGGCGGCCUCGCUCCCCCCCUGUGACGAUCGUGGCGGUCGACUGGCCGCCGAAGCCGCCGCCAGAGCCGCUUCCGGCGCCGCCACCGGCCGAGGAGGCGGCGGAGGUGGAGGCGGCGGAGGUGUCGGCGCCGGCGGCGCCGGCGGUCGACUUCGAGGAGGAGGAGGCGUCGCCGGGCAGCACCCCCGUGAGCAAGGCGGUGCAGGAGGUGGUGCUCGAGGUGCAGGCGGCGGCCGCGGCCGCGGAGGAGGGGGGCGCCCCGGAGGAGGAGGGCGCCCCGGCGCUCGCCGAGCCGCCGACGACGGCAGAGGUCGACCCCGACGCCGGCUCACAGCUGCUGGAGGUUUCGUCACAGCUGCUGGAGGUUUCGCCGGGGGAGGCGUUGCAAGAGGCGGACUCGCCGGCUCCGCUGCGGGCGGCAGAGAUGUUCUUGGACAGCCCCUUCGCCUCGCAUUUCCUCCGGCAGGCUGUGGCCGCAUCGUAG